Acanthosepion pharaonis is the source of this 648-nucleotide messenger RNA. Lineage: Eukaryota; Metazoa; Mollusca; Cephalopoda; Sepiida; Sepiidae. The record is from the annotation of a GenBank genome assembly.
AUGAUUUGUUCCUGCCAUCAAAUUGUCUGUUCCUGCCUAGCCAUGGUAUUUUACCCUCUCAUUUCCUUUCUUUUUUUUACCCUUUCAUUUCCUUUCUUUUUUUUUACCCUCUCAUUUCCUUUCUUUUUUUUAUCCUCUCAUUUCCUUUCUUUUUUUACCCUCUCAUUUCCUUUCUUUUUUUUACCCUCUCAUUUCCUUUUUUUUUUAAAUAAAUUCAUUUCCUUUUUUUUUUACCUCUCAUUUCCUUUCUUUUCAAAACCCUCUCAUUUUUUUUUUUUUUUUUACCCUCUCAUUUCCUUUUUUUUUUUUAUAUAUACUCUCAUUUCCUUUCUUUUUUUACCUUCUCAUUUCCUUUCUUUUUUUUACCCUCUCAUUUCCUUUCUUUUUUUAAUUCUCUCAUUUUCUUUCUUUUAUCAUUUUCUUCCUUUUAUCAAUGUUUUGUUCAGUGUUUUUUUUUUUACUGUUUUCUGCUCUUUAAUUUUUUUAUCUCUUACUUGCUCUUUUUCUCUCUCUUCAUUUGUUUUAUACUUUAUCAUAAUCACCUCUUUUGAUCUCCUUCUUUUUACUUCUUCAGUAUUUCUCAUUUUUUUCCUUUCUCACUCUGUCUUCUUCAGAUUAAUAACUUUUUGCUUUUUGCAUAUUUUUUAA